AUGUUUGAUCAUUCAUGCUUCCCAAAACUAUUCGUUCUAAAUCCUUAUUCGUUUAUCUUCGUUCCAAAGACCUCAAAGUUUAGAACUUCGAACUAUCUGCCAUGGGAACUUUCUUUCCAAACCCUGUAAUUGGAGUGGCUGGAAUCUUUGCCUUUUUGCUCUUUAGCUAUUUGUUGUUUACAACCGUGAUUACUCGAAAAAGCUCAGUCAAGAAGAAAAAACCACCAGAAAUUGGCGGUGCAAGGCCAUUUCUUGGCCACCUCCACCUGUUAGGAGGGCCAAAACCAGCCCACAUUACCUUGGGUAACUUUGCCGACGCAUACGGGCCGAUCUUCACCUUCAGGCUAGGCAUGCACCCAACACUAGUAGUAAGCAAUUGGGAAAUGGCUAAAGAGUGUUUCACCACCAACGAUAAAGCCUUCGCCAGUCGUCCCAGAACUCUAGCGGCGGAGCUUUUGGGAUACAACUUCGCCAUGUUUGGGUUCAGCUCUUACGGCCCUUACUGGCGUCACGUUCGCAAGAUAGCGACGCUCGAGGUACUGUCCAACUACCGAUUGGCGAAGCUGAGACAUGUACGAGAAUCGGAAAUCAGAGCAUCAAUCAAACGGCUUUACGAGUUAGUCACCAAUAAUUGUUCGGAACCGGUGGUUGUGGAGAUGAAGAGAUGGUUUUGGACUUUGAACAUGAACACAGUUUUCAAGAUUGUUAUCGGGAAGAGAUACUCCGAGGUUGAAACUUCACACGAGGAAGAAGAAAACGUGCAACGGCGGAAAGCGGUGAGAGAUUUCUUCGAUUUGACAGGGACGUUCACGGUGGCGGACUCGCUGCCGUUCUUGCGGUGGUUGGAUUUGGGUGGGCAUGAGAAGGCGAUGAAGAAGACGGCAAAGAAACUGGACCAAAUUCUUGAGGAAUGCUUGGAGGAACAUAAACGGAAGAGAAAUUCAGGCAAAUCAUACGGCGAACAUGAUGAUUUCAUGUACAUGAUGUUGUCGCUUCUUGAAGAUGCUGAGGACCACCCUUCUUAUGAUGCUGACACAAUCAACAAAGCUACCUGCCUGGCGAUAAUCUUAGGUGGAACCGACACAACAACAGUGACGAUAACAUGGGCUCUAUCGUUACUAUUAAACCACCGCGAUGUGUUGAAGAAAGCCCAAAAUGAAUUAGACACUUUUGUCGGUAAAGACAGGCUAGUGGAAGAAUCCGAUAUCAAGAACUUGGUCUAUCUCCAAGCCAUAAUCAAAGAAACAACCCGAUUAUACCCCGCCGCCCCACUGUCUGUACCGCAUGAAUCCGUCGAAGACUGCAUCACCGGCGGAUACUUCAUUCCGGCAGGCACACGCCUUCUUGUAAACAUUUCCAAGCUUCAGCGAGAUCCCAAAGUGUGGUCCGAUCCCGACGAGUUUCGACCGGAAAGGUUCCUUACAACGCAAAAGCACAUGGAUAUGUGGGGACGAAACUUCGAAUUCAUACCAUUCGGCAGCGGUCGAAGAGUUUGCCCCGGAAUUUCAUUUGCUCUUCAAGUUUUACAACUCAACCUUGCGACUCUGCUGCAAUCGUUCGAGAUUACGACACCGUUCGAUGAGCCAGUCGACAUGCGCGAGGGUACCGGUUUGACUAGUCUCAAAGCCACGCCACUUGAUGUUGUUUUCACACCUCGUCUUCCCCCUCAUCUGUAUGAAUAAAUCUACCUAUAUAUAUAGUUGUUUGCCGGAAUAUUAUAUAUUUAUAAAGUCGCAUGUUCUCAUAGGAAUGGGAGCAAGGGACAAUCUAGGACUGUAAUUUGAACCUGAAAAAUGGAUGUCAAAACUCUCCCCUAUUAGUCCUCUUCUAAUGGAAAUCCAUAAUAUGAGAUGACAAUAGUCA
Messenger RNA from Gossypium raimondii (Peruvian cotton), 1863 nucleotides. Its product is annotated as cytochrome P450 CYP82D47. Gene Ontology annotation, biological process: defense response to other organism. Gene Ontology annotation, molecular function: iron ion binding; heme binding; monooxygenase activity. Lineage: Eukaryota; Viridiplantae; Streptophyta; Magnoliopsida; Malvales; Malvaceae. The transcript has 2 exons. The record is from RefSeq and is a predicted model, not a curated record. The coding region runs from base 102 to 1682 and encodes 526 amino acids.